Molecule: messenger RNA, 1764 nt
Organism: Podarcis raffonei (Aeolian wall lizard)
Lineage: Eukaryota; Metazoa; Chordata; Lepidosauria; Squamata; Lacertidae
Product: vomeronasal type-2 receptor 26-like
Exons: 5
Coding region: 1-1764 (587 amino acids)
Biological process (GO): G protein-coupled receptor signaling pathway
Cellular component (GO): membrane
Molecular function (GO): G protein-coupled receptor activity
Source: RefSeq, a predicted model, not a curated record
AUGCUGACAGUCCACCUCUCCCUUCUGCUGCUGCCUUACUCUGUAUGCCAAACCCAUUCCAUUAACUGCAGUAUAUCUGACGAUCUUCUUCCUAUACCUCAUCAAUUUUAUCAGCCAGGAGACUUUGUAAUUGGAGAGAUUGCUUCCCAGGUCUUUGUCUUUCACCGCAGUCCCUCUUUCAUGGAACGGCCCACCCAGACAUUGAUUGGCAAACCAGUUUCCGUGCCAAAGAACUACCAGCAUAUUCUGGCCUUGGUUUUUGCCAUCAAAGAGAUUAAUGAGAACCCCCAAAUCCUUCCAAAUAUAUCCUUGGGAUUCCACAUUCUCAACAGCUACUAUGUAGCAAGAAUGACUUAUAAGGCCACCUUGAACCUGCUUACCAGGCAGUAUAGGCUUGUUCCCAACUUCCAGUGUGAUGCCUGGAGCAACCUCAUUGCUCUCAUUGGGGCGCUGGCUUCUGAAACUUCUGCCAAUGUGGCCACCAUUUCUGCCAUCUACAAGAUGCCACAGCUCCAUGGCUUUCUAAAGAAGACCAUGUUCAACAACAGUGUUGGAGAGAGUGUAUAUUUUGAUACAAAUCAAGAAUUAAUUGUAGAUUUUGAUGUUACCAAUUGGGUUACUCUCCCUAAUGGAUCAUUUGACAGAGUCAAAGUUGGAAGACUGGAUCCUCAGGCUCCGGUAGGCAAAGAGUUAACGAUUAAUGAUGACCAACUUGUGUGGCAUAGAAGCUUUAACCAGGUUGUGCCUCUUUCUGUGUGCAAUGACAACUGCUAUCCUGGUUACAGCAGGAAAAAGAAGGAGGGAGAGAAAUUUUGCUGCUAUGAUUGUGCUCCAUGUCCAGAAGGGAUGAUCUCUAACCAGAAAGACAUGGAUGUUUGUUUCAUAUGUCCAGAAGACCAAUAUCCCAACCAGGAUAAAAACCAAUGCAUUCCCCGGAUUCUAAGCUACCUCUCUUACAAAGAACCUUUAGGAAUCUUUCUCACCGUGUCGGCGGUUUUGUUCUCUGUGAUCACAGUUUUAAUACUUGCAGUCUUUAGGAAGCACCAAGACACUCCCAUGGUCAAAGCCAACAACCGGACCCUCACCUACGUUCUCCUCAUCUCCCUCCUUCUUUGCUUCCUCUGCUCCUUCCUCUUCAUUGGGCAGCCUGGAAAGGCAACCUGUCUUCUCCGACAAAUGGCUUUUGGCAUUGUUUUCUCCUUGUCCGUUUCCACAGUUUUAGCAAAAACCAUCACUGUGGUUCUAGCAUUCAUAGCAACCAAACCAGGAUCCAGGAUGAGGAAAUGGGUGGGGAAAAGACUGGCGUAUGGUAUUGUUCUUUUUGGCUCAUUGAUUGAAGUGGCCAUUUGCAUGGUUUGGCUGGCUCAUUCUCCUCCAUUCCCCGAUGCAGACAUGCACUCUCUGAAUGGGGAGAUCAUCAUGGAAUGCAAUGAGGGCUCCACUUCCAUGUUCUACUCUGUCCUGGGAUACAUGGGCUUCCUGGGCAUUGCCAGUUUCACCGUGGCUUUCUUUGCCAGGAAGUUACCUGACAGUUUCAAUGAAGCCAAAUUCAUCACCUUCAGCAUGUUGGUGUUUUGCAGUGUGUGGCUGUCCUUUGUUCCAGCAUACCUGAGCUCGAAAGGAAAAUACAUGGUAGCUGUGGAGAUCUUCUCCAUCUUGUCCUCCGGUGCUGGGUUGCUGGGUUCUAUUUUCUUCCCCAAAUGCUAUAUCAUUAUUCUGAGGCCUGAGCUGAACAGCAAAGAACACUUAAUAAGGAGAUCAUAG